Molecule: messenger RNA, 1758 nt
Organism: Peromyscus leucopus (white-footed mouse)
Lineage: Eukaryota; Metazoa; Chordata; Mammalia; Rodentia; Cricetidae
Gene: Lin37
Product: lin-37 DREAM MuvB core complex component
Exons: 9
Coding region: 929-1669 (246 amino acids)
Biological process (GO): negative regulation of transcription by RNA polymerase II
Cellular component (GO): transcription repressor complex; Myb complex
Source: RefSeq, a predicted model, not a curated record
GCUUGGAUUACCUAUAUAGUUUCAGGCUAGACUGAGCCAGAGUGAGGCAAUCAAUCAAUAAAUAAUGAUAUAAUAAAAUCUCAGUCCCUACCUUGAUAUUCCCCAUGACUAUUUUAGGGCAUAUUUUCGUUCUUAUUACAUUUCACUUAGAAUUUUCGGUUUAUUUACUGACCAUCUUCUAUUCUCUACAAGAUAAGCCACAUCAGGGCAAGGCUAAAACAUUGCCUGUUUUAUUCACUGCAGCCUCCCCAUGUCUGGAUGAAUACCCAGCACUCUUCAUAUUCAAAUGAAAGAGAUUUUGCUCAAAAAAGACAGCAGCAGGUAAUUGAUUCCUAGUGAGCUCUCCGUAAGAAAGGAGCCCGUCCAACUCCAGAUAGGUCUCCUGUUAGGGAUCUCGGUGACAACCGACUAUGUUAGUUCAAAGCUGUAAAUGGGUGUAUGGACGGUACUAAAACAUAACACCACAAAUCCCGAGAAGCCUUGCCAUACCCGACCCUUUUUGUUUCCCACAGUGCUCCGCGCGGUGCAGGCGGUGUUACCGCCUUGUUGCGCCUUGGAAGUUUGAAUUAUACGACCCCCGCCCUCCCCAGUUGCCUGGGUUGUCGUUGGUUUGUUUCCGGAAACAGGGCCUCGGGAAGGUGGAACUUAAGGCUGGGGAGCCAAUGGUACAGGUUGUCAAUUGGCCAGCGAAUGGAAUUGACGUUUUCAUUAACUAAUGGGAAAUAGCGGCUGCCGAAGGGGCCCGCCUACAGAAGGGAAAGAAGGGAAGUGGCAGCCCAGGCAAUCGCGACUGGAAGGUGCUCGGGCCCCGGGACCAGUGGUGCCCAGACUUACCUUUGACCUUUUCCUGCCCACUUCCCGCCUUGGCUUGUGAAUCUUGCCUCCUCUAAGUUUUUCUGAUCCAGCGAAUUAGACCUGGACCCGAACCAUGUUCCCGGUAAAGGUGAAGGUGGAGAAAUCAGAGAUGGAGAUGGCCAAAGCCCGGAACCAGCUGGAUGCCGUUCUUCAGUGUCUCCUGGAGAAGAGUCACAUGGACAGGGAACGUCUGGAUGAAGACGCUGGGAAAACGCCCUCGGACACACACAACAAGGAUUGCUCCAUCGCUGCCACUGGCAAAAGGCCAUCUGCCCGCUUCCCCCACCAGCGGAGGAAGAAGAGGAGGGAGAUGGACGAUGGGCUGACUGAGGGGGGUCCUCAGAGAUCCAACACAUAUGUGAUCAAGCUGUUUGACCGGAGUGUGGAUCUGGCCCAGUUCAGUGAGAACACACCAUUGUACCCCAUCUGCCGUGCCUGGAUGCGCAACAGUCCCUCAGUGCGAGAGCGUGAGCGGUCACCCAGCUCACCACUGCCCCCUCUGCCUGAGGAUGAGGAGGGUUCAGAGGCCAUCAACAGCAAAAGUCGUGAUGUGUACAAGCUGCCUCCACCCACAGCCCCUGGACCACUUGGAGAUGCCUGCAGAUCCCGAAUUCCAUCCCCACUGCAGCCUGAGACCCAGGGUGCCCCUGACGAUGAACCCUCCGAGCCUGAACCUUCUCCUUCCACGCUCAUCUAUCGCAACAUGCAGCGCUGGAAACGCAUCCGCCAGAGAUGGAAGGAGGCAUCUCAUCGGAACCAGCUUCGUUACUCAGAAAGUAUGAAGAUCCUGCGGGAGAUGUAUGAUCGACAGUGAUGUUCCCAGUUCCCCCACCCCAAUAAACCUGCCCCCAACCCACACUGGCCAGCCCAUCCUUCCUGGCCCAGACAUGAGGCAAUUGACAA